AUGGUAGCGAGAAACGCCUGCUGGUGGCUGAGUCCGUGGAAGAAGCUCGACCAGGAGUGGCAGGCAGCCUGCGCGCGGGGCCAACAGCAGCUCGCCAAGCUUGCAGACAGCUUGCAAAAAACAACAUACCUUACUGGUGAGCACUGGGGAUCGCUUGCUGAUAGUGAGCAAAUUCGACACCGUGCGUCUUCACGUUUAUGGGAUCUGGCGCAUAGGUGCAGCAAGCGCCUUCAAGAUGAGGUAGAUGGCCUGGCAGACAUUUUUGCGCGGAUGCAGCGGCUGGUAACGGAUGGUCAAGCAAACAGCCUGGACGAGAAGCGCAAGCAACGAUAUGGGACGCUAUUGCUUGAGGUGCUGAUGAUGUAUAAGCACGAGCUGGUGGCAAAGUCACUUAUCGCUAGCGACAUCUUCGAGUGCUUUAAACAUGAGACCGUGACCAUAUAUCUGGCAUCGUGGCAGAUGCAGCCGCACAUUGAUCUGCAGCGCCUGGAGGAGCUUGAAACAUUGAUUCAGAAUGACCUCCACUAUCAGACUCAGACACCACGUCGCUGAGAGUACUGCCAAGAUUUUGCUAAUCGUCGUCAUUGGGAGGCAACGGCUAUGAUAGCGGUCUCCUUAAAUCGAUUUAAGUCGAUCGCAAACAUAUAAUUGAAGCGCUACUGUAUAAUGGCAAAGGGACAUCAGUCUGCACCUCGGUAAAUAACAUCUGCUCCUUUUUGACAAGAA
Messenger RNA from Phytophthora infestans T30-4, 726 nucleotides. RefSeq lists its product as uncharacterized. The transcript is spliced from 5 exons. Lineage: Eukaryota; Oomycota; Peronosporomycetes; Peronosporales; Peronosporaceae. The record is from RefSeq and is a predicted model, not a curated record. Bases 1 to 552 code for a protein of 183 amino acids.